AUUCUGAAGACAUGAAAACAUGACUUUAAAGACCCUUACAAAACCUCAGAUAAAGCAGACCUCAAAAACUCUUAGAUCCCGCUUCAAUCUGCAACUCCACACUCACCAGCCUCUGCUGCAAACCCAUAAUGUUGCCUUGAAACCCCGGCCAGGCUCUAAACCUCCAAAUUUGUCAGAAGCACACCCUGUGUUCUGUAAAAGUCCGCAACAAGACCUUGUGUACCACAAUCACUUGCUUUUUCAAUGCUCUCGAGAGAACAGAAACAGAGGGGUUGUCGAUCUCUUUGUGGGAAUUCAUCGUUCGGGUUUUUUUAUUGAUGGGUCAACUCUUUCUUGUGUUUUAAAAGCUUGUUCGUUCUUGUUUGAUCGAAACUUUGGUAUUCAAGUGCAUAAUUAUAGUUUAAAGUCUGGUUUUUUGGAGGAUGUUAGUGUUGGUACUGCACUUUUGGAUAUGUAUUUGAAGAAUGAGAAUGUUGAAGAAGGGAGGAGAGCUUUUGAUGAAAUGGGGGCGAGGAAUGUAGUUUCGUGGACCUCAUUGCUCACAGGAUAUGCACAAAAUGGAUUGAAUGUGGAGACAUUGAAAUUGUUUCUUAGAAUGCUAGUGGAGGGCAUUAAGCCAAACCCAUUUACGUUUUCGGCUGUUAUUGGCGCCUUGACAGAUGAAGGGAUGGUUGAGGCGGGAAUUCAGGUUCAUACAAUGGUGAUAAAGAAUGGAUUCGGGGUUGCUACGUUUGCUAGCAAUUCUUUGAUUAAUAUGUACUUUAAGUCAGGGAUGAUUAGAGAUGCUAGAGCUGUUUUUGAUAGCAUGACAGAUAGGAAUGCUGUUAGUUGGAACAGCAUGGUUGCUGGUCUAGUAACAAAUGGGCUCCAUUUAGAAACUUUGUAUGUGUUUUACCAUAUGAGACAUGCUGGUGUAAAGCUCACCAAGAUGGUUUUUGCCCCUGUUAUUAAGCUGUGUGGUAAUAUUAAGGAAUUGGGUUUUUCCAGGCAGCUUCAUUGUCAGGUUUUAAAGAGUGGGUUUGAAUAUGAUAAGAAUAUUAGGACUACACUGAUGCUUGCUUACAGCAAGUGUGGGGAAAUGGAUAAUGCUUUCAAGAUAUUUUCUGUGAUGAGUGAUGAAGUUCGAAAUGUGGUGUCAUGGACAGCCAUGAUUAGUGGGUAUUUGCAGAAUGGCAUGGCAGAACAAGCUGUUAACCUGUUUUGCCAAAUGAGUAGGGAAGGUAUUAAACCAAAUGAUUUUACCUACUCUACUAUACUUACGGCUCAACCUGGUGCUUCUCCUUUUGAGAUGCACGCACAAGCCAUCAAAAGAAAUUACGUCAAGUCACCUUCUGUUGGAACUGCACUUUUAGAUGCUUAUGUCAAACGAGGGAAUGUUGAUGAAGCUUCAAAGGUUUUCCAAAGAAUAGAGGAGAAGGACAUCGUGGCAUGGUCGGCAAUGAUUUGUGGAUAUGCUCAAAUAGGAGACACUGAGGGUGCUGUUAGGAUAUUUGUACAAAUGGCAAAGAAGGGGAUUAAACCGAAUGAGUAUACCUUCUCUGGUAUCAUUAACGCAUGUGCAGCUCCUACUGCAGGAGUAGAACAAGGGAAACAGCUCCAUGCCUGGUCAAUUAAAUCAAGAUUCAAUAAUGCUCUGUGUGUUAGUAGUGCUCUUCUUACCAUGUAUUCAAAGAGAGGGGACAUUGAAAGUGCAUUUGAAGUUUUCAAGAGGCAAAGGGAGAGGGAUUUAGUGUCAUGGAAUUCUAUUAUCUCUGGAUAUGCACAACAUGGCUAUGGAAGGAAAGCUCUUGAAGUAUUUGAGGAGAUGCAGAGGCAAAACUUGGAGAUGGAUGGUGUAACAUUCAUCGGAGUCAUUUCUGCCUGCACGCAUGCUGGACUCGCAAAUGAGGGUCAAAGAUAUUUCGAUAUAAUGGUUAAAGAUCACCAUAUUGAGCCUAGAAUGGAGCACUAUUCUUGCAUGGUCGAUCUAUAUGGCCGGGCUGGAAUGCUUGUAAAAGCCAUGGAAAUCAUAAAUGAGAUGCCAUUUCCAGCAAGUGCAAAUGUGUGGCGAACUCUCUUGGCUGCUUCCUGUAUUCACCGUAAUCUAGAGGUGGGAAAACUUGCAGCAGACAAGCUCAUUUCUCUGCAGCCACAAAAUCCAGCUUCAUAUGUCCUGCUAACAAAUAUGUAUGCUUCCGUAGGAAACUGGAAAGAAAGAGCCAAAGUAAGGAAAUUGAUGGAGGAGAAGACAGUGAAAAAAGUAGCAGGGUACAGCUGGAUUGAGGUGAAGAACAAGACCUACACAUUUUUGGCGGGUGAUGUUUCUCAUCCGCUUUCUAAUCAAAUUUAUGCAAAACUUGAAGAGCUGAGUUGCCAGUUGAAGGGUGCUGGUUAUCAGCCUGAUACUAGCUAUGUGUUUCAGGAUGUUGAUGAGGAACACAAGGAGGCUAUUCUCUCUCAACAUAGUGAGAGGCUAGCCAUUGCUUUUGGAUUAAUUGGCACUCCUCCUGGAACUCCUCUCCAAAUUGUGAAGAACCUGAGAGUCUGUGGAGAUUGCCACGCUGUUAUUAAGUUAAUAUCAAUUCUAGAAGGCCGGGACAUUGUUGUCAGGGAUUCAAAUCGAUUCCAUCACUUUAAGGGGGGUUUAUGCUCUUGUGGUGAUUAUUGGUGACAUCAUAUUGGGUGUUGGUAACCUCCAUUGACAGCCUGAGGUCAACAGUACCAUAAUCUAGGCCAAGGAGCCACAUUAACUUUAUACACUGCGUAAACUUUCAGAAAAACAGAAACAUAGGGUUGCAUAGUGAUGUUUACUCUCUACGUGACAGCUUUGUGGUAAAAAGGCUUUGAAGAAGAAUUUGACAGCUGAAUUCAUUUGAGCAUGUUCUUUCAAGAGUAAGAGUGUGGUGUGAUUGCUGUUCACGUCCAAGUAAAUUGAUGGUUUGAUCAAUUUUGAAAAGAACAUCCACCGAUGGUGAUUAUAUUGGCAGAGAAGUAGAGAAUGCUGAUUUACGAUACACUUUGCGUAAAAGAGAUCCUCACACUAACUGGGCAAGUGGCUCCAUGAAGUCGGGUGCGUUUUACUGUUCUAGCAACCAAAGCCCCAUAGCAUGUGGCAAUCAACUUUGGCUGGCCAGUCAUCAUUCAGUAAUCACUUUAUGCUUUACUGUCAUUCAUACAAUUCAUUCAAGUACAUACGAGCUUAUCUAUAUCUACAUGUCUGCACAUAAUAGUUUAUUACGGUUAAAUUUGCCUUUGGGCUCGUUCAUGGUUGUUUCUUGUUAAUAAAAAAUUUUACCAUGGUUAUAGAAAUUUUGAAUGGCCAUCAUUUGUAAUGUAUUUGCAAUGUUGAACGGUUAUUUUCAGGGAUGAUGAUGACACCGUGGGCCGAAUUUCUUGAUAUUUAUUUAGUGAGGAAUUUAAAUAUUUAUAAUUUAUUUA
Molecule: messenger RNA, 3417 nt
Organism: Populus nigra (black poplar)
Lineage: Eukaryota; Viridiplantae; Streptophyta; Magnoliopsida; Malpighiales; Salicaceae
Product: pentatricopeptide repeat-containing protein At2g27610
Exons: 1
Coding region: 20-2650 (876 amino acids)
Biological process (GO): RNA modification
Molecular function (GO): protein binding; zinc ion binding; RNA binding
Source: RefSeq, a predicted model, not a curated record